This is a messenger RNA of Cariama cristata (Red-legged seriema), 525 nucleotides long. RefSeq names its product spermatogenesis-associated protein 17-like. The annotation marks the transcript as partial. Gene Ontology annotation, cellular component: spindle pole. The transcript has 3 exons. Gene Ontology annotation, biological process: mitotic cell cycle; establishment of meiotic spindle localization; spindle organization. NCBI's taxonomy places the organism in Eukaryota, Metazoa, Chordata, Aves, Cariamiformes, Cariamidae. The record is from RefSeq and is a predicted model, not a curated record.
UUGAAGUCAAAGAUAACUCCAUCUUCUGCUCAGAUUGCAGGCAUAUACAAUUCGCCCUUCAGAAAAUCCCCAGAUCCCAUGGAACUGCUGCUACGGACGUCAAAGCCAUUGAGCCACAGACAGCAGCAAAUGAGGAGUCCCUUCGCCUGUGAGCUCUAUGAAUUGCCAACUUGUACAAGGUCUCCAACUUUCUCCACAACACGGCCUCUGCCACCUAUUGGCAGGCAGAAACCUCAGGGGCCUUUCCGUGAUACUGCUGAAGUAUUGCGGCAGCGCUACAAGCCUUUGGAACCAACCUUGCGAGUGGCAGCAUCAAUCAAUUCACCACUAGAGAAGGCCAGAGAGGAAAUGAAAAGGGAGGAACGGAGAAACCGUAUACAUGACAAUGAAUUCCUGCCAUUUUCUUCGUAUCAUAAAAACAAGAAGUAUGACCCAUCAGUUCAUAGGUCAGGCAAAUAUGGCCAAGAAACUUAUGGAAUUAAACACUUCCGAGAAGUACAGCCUAAGAAGUGGGUAGGAGACAAG